Molecule: messenger RNA, 3956 nt
Organism: Hemibagrus wyckioides
Lineage: Eukaryota; Metazoa; Chordata; Actinopteri; Siluriformes; Bagridae
Product: oxysterol-binding protein-related protein 6-like
Exons: 22
Coding region: 530-3229 (899 amino acids)
Cellular component (GO): cytosol; intracellular membrane-bounded organelle; plasma membrane
Molecular function (GO): cholesterol binding
Source: RefSeq, a predicted model, not a curated record
UGUGGAACAGGUUCACACACGUCACUCUGGAGGAAUUCCAGUCAUUUGUUUAUAAUGCAGGGAGGAGAGGAGCGGCGUUUAAUAAUCAGCUCUUCACAACAUGUUUCUCCAUCACUCUGGUAUCUCCGGCAUGAAGAUCCACCAAAACAAGAGUGCUUAUCACGCAGAGGAACCAUUAGAGGAGCAUGAAUAAAGCCUGGAGGAGGAGGACUUGCCUCCCAGAUUAUUCCAGAUGAACAUGCUGUAAACACCCGUGUGUGUGUGAGAAUCCUGUCCGGUUUCUGUUUCAGAGCUCUAACACACCCUGAAUGCCUCUCUGUUUACCUGUUAAAGUGUGUUACAGCUCACACACACACACCCAUUCAUUCAAAGACAUUGCUCCAGGUCCUCAGAGCUGGGAUUAGUUCUCUCUCUGCAGGGGUCAGCUGCCUGUUUAGUGGUCAGUAUUUUUAGUUAGAUGUGACCUGGAAGGGAUCAGGAGUGUGAAGUUGUGGUCAGUGCUAUCGUAUCGUAUUGGAGCGGAGAGUUGAUGGUGAAGAUGGAGCCUCACAGUAACAGCACUGCUCUGGAGAAAUCUCCUCUCUCGGCUUUUAAACCCGGUCACUCUCGCAGCUGCAGCACCGGAUCCUCUCGACAGAAUUCCAGAGACUGGGAGGUGAUGACCGAUAUCCAGUCCAGUGUCGUCCACCCAGAGAAGAACAGCAUCCCGGGGAUUUGUGAAGGAUUCCUGAUGAAAAAGAGGAAGUAUCCGCUUCAGGGUUGGCACAAGAGAUACUUUGUGCUGGAGAAGGGGAUCCUGAAGUACGCUAAAUCUCAUCAGGAUGUGAUGAGAGGGAAGAACCACGGAGCUCUGGAUGUCAGCCUCGCCGUGAUGUCAGUCAACAAAAAGUCCAGGCGGAUCGACCUGGACGCAGGAGACAACCUACUGCACUUAAAGGCUAAAAGUCAGGAGAUCUUCUACAUCUGGAUGACCAAACUGACCGCUCACCGCAUCUAUAAGAAGAACGAGGCUGUGAGUAUCCACCAGGGCGUGCUGCAGGCUCUCUCAGCUGGACACAGCAGCACACUGUCCAGCAUGGCCACCUUCGCUCAGAUGAACAGAGACAUGAGGGACACGCUUCCUCAGUUCCAGAGCCCCAUCAACGGCUUCCAGCCUGCUGCACUGGACUCUCCGUCUCUGGCCUCGUCACGGGUCAACCAUAAAGUUUCUGCCUGGCUUCAGCAAACGCAGCAAGCUGACGCCUGCCAACAAGAGCUGGCCCGCUGUCAGCUGGACCUGGCUGAACUGGGACGUCUGAUCCAGAUGUUGCACUGGCUGGAAGCAGAUCUGAAAGAUCCCAUCAACAACAAGGAUCUGGAGAAGAGGAUCAGCAUGCAGAAUCUGACUCUGGACAAGCCGAAGAAGAAGGUGGGGAAAGUUUGGGGACACAAUCGCACCAUGUCACACGGGAUGCUUCCUGCCAGUAAUCAUAUCAGUACGUUGUCCUCCUCCUCUGGACUCGGAGCGUCUCUUCAGUCCAUCCCGGAUUAUGUUUACUCUCAGCUCUCCACACCACACUGCACUUCACCUGAGGGGAAGAAACUCCAGGAGAACAUUUACACUGCGUCUCAGAGACUCCACACAUCUCUGAAGUCCAUCCAUGAGAUGUUGUCAUCAGAGCGUGAGCGUCUCACUCAGGCGUGGACCGGACCGGACCUGCGUCAGUCCACCUCUGACCAGCUGGCCUCCCUGUGCACCACCCUGUCUGAGCUGGAGCUUCAGUCUCGUCUCACUAAAGUCCACUCGGUGUCUCUGUCCUCCGAUUCGUCUGAGGAGUCGUUCUGCACCGUGACUCAGGAUCAGAGCUGUGAGGCACGCAGCAGGCUGUCCGUCGCAGAGUCCAUGGCCGAGUAUUUUGACGCCAACGAGAACAUCGUGUCUGAGAACUUAUCGGAAAACGAGGCUUCUGACGAGUCGGGUCUGAGCGACGUCACCACCAGCAACUCGGAGCCUGAGGAGGGACAGGCCGAGGUGAGAAUGAAGUACAGAGCGAGUGUGUCCAGCGCUCCGGAUGUUCCCUCCAGCGUGCCGAAGGAGACGGGUCGGCGUACGGUUCUGCCUGCACGUUGCGCCGAUAACAGCCACAUCGGCAUCCUCUCCAUCCUGUACAACAACAUCGGGAAGGACCUGUCUCGCGUCUCCAUGCCCGUCGCUCUCAACGAGCCGCUCAACUUCCUGCAGCGUGUCAGCGAGGAGCUCGAGUACUCUGAACUGCUGGACAUCGCCAACCGCACCGAUGACCCCUAUGAGAGAAUGGUGUACAUGGCAGUGUUCUCCAUCUCGGGAUACGCCUGGGCCUCAUGGAGGAAUCGCUACAAGCCCUUUAACCCGGUGUUGGGAGAGACGUACGAGAGCAUGAGGGAGGACCGUGGCUUUCGGUACAUCGCUGAGCAGGUGAGUCAUCACCCUCCCGUGUCUGCGUGUCACGCUGAGUCGAAGAACUUCACUUUUUGGCAAGAUCAGAGAUGGAAGAAUAAAUUCUGGGGAAAGUCUGUGGAGAUCAUCUCGACUGGGCUGGUGAACGUCUCUCUGCCGAGAUACGGAGAUCAUUACCAGUGGAAUAAAGCAGUGACCUGCAUCCACAACGUGUUCAGUCAGCAGCGGUGGCUCGAGCACUAUGGCGACGUCGUGAUCCGAAACCUGAAGAGUGAUGUCUGCUCCUGCAAAAUGACCUUUGUGAAGUCUCGCUAUGGCGCUGGAGAAAAUAAAAACGAGGUCCAGGGUGUGGUUCUGGAUCAGGCAGGGGAGGUGGUGCAUCGUUUCGGUGGCUCGUGGCAUGAAGGCAUCUUCUGUGACACUCUGCCUAACCCACAGUGCCUCUGGAAACCCAAUCCUCAGCCUGAAGAUUAUUUUGAGUAUUACGGGUUCUCUUGUUAUGCCAGAGAACUAAACGAGCUCACGCCUGAACUGAAGGCCAUCCUGCCGCCUACGGACACACGCUUCCGCCCUGACCAGAGACUCCUUGAGGAAGGAAAAGUGCCCGAAUCGGAUAAACGUAAGGACGAGGUGGAGGAGAAACAGAGGGAACGGAGGAAAGAGCUGUCUAAGCUAGGAGAGGAACACAUCCCUCGUUUCUUCAGGAAAGCGGUGGACGAUGCAGGCCGAGAGGUUUGGGUCUGUAACGGAACCUACUGGAAGAUCAGAGAGGAUCCUGGAUUUGCCAAUACAGAUAAUCUGGAGCUGUGGUGAAGGAAAUCCACAGAGAGAGAGAGAGAGAUUAUUUAUUUAUUCCGAUUUUUCUUUUUAAAUGAAGUGCAAUAUGUAUCGCUCCUGAUGAAUCACUUUCUGACUACUCCGAAUCGAUUCUGAAUCACUUGACGGGAUUAGAAUCCGAGUACUGAUGCUCGGAGAAGUGGCGUGAGGGAUAGUUUGGCGUGACGAUGAGCCGCAAGUGUUUGCGGUGAUGAUGCCUGUGAGGAGUGAGUGAUUAUUUAUUUAUUUAGAUGAUGCUCCUCGUUAUCCCCCCCCGCCCCCCGUUAGUCAGUGAUGAGAAACUGAGAUUUACACUCUGACCUUUAAAGCAUUUUACUUUUUUAUCUGAGGAGUUUUAUUUAAAAAAUGUCCUGUACUGUAAAGGGGAGGGGUUUAUUCUGGACUGCUUGUUAUUUUGGGUGUUUACACUGAAGUCCUGGAACUGACACAGGACUCUGACUGUGUUCAUGAUGGUGAUGAAGCACAUUUGAACACAUCUGACCUUUUUCCUGUUCAACACUGCUGAUUGUGUAAAUAUUUCUCAUCUUGUUAAAGCAUAGUUUAUUAAAAUCCUAGCUGAAAGUGUGUGUGUGUUUUAGCUGUGCAGGCCAAAGGAAAACACUAGUAGUGUGUGUUUUAGUGAAGAAUCUCUGAUUGUAGAAAGCUGUUUGUAAUUCUACACAAUGAACUGAAUAAAAAUGAGGGAGAAAUAAACUUUGUCUGA